AUGAGCAUUGCCCUGUUUUCCGCUUGCAAACAGAGAAUACUUCAGUCAACAGUCACAAGACCCUCUUCCCAAUUCACCAAAAUGUCAGCAAAGAUCCUGCAAGACACGUUCUUGCAACCAGACUUGGACGACAGGUCCUACCGGUACGUGCAACUGCCCAACAAUUUGAAGGCGCUGCUCAUCUCGGAUCCGACCACUGACAAGGCCGCUGCCGCGCUCGACGUCAACAUCGGCGCGUUCGAGGACCCAGAGGAACUCCCAGGGCUCGCACACUUCUGCGAACAUCUGCUGUUCAUGGGGUCCAGCAAGUUCCCCAACGAGAAUGAGUACUCAAGCUACCUGAGUAAACACGGCGGGUCCUCGAAUGCGUACACGGGCGCUCAAAACACGAAUUACUACUUCCAAGUCAAUUACGAACACUUGUAUGGCGCGCUGGAUAGGUUCUCUGGGUUCUUCACUGGGCCACUGUUCAACAAGGAGUCCACGGACAAAGAGAUCAAUGCAGUGGACAGCGAGAAUAAGAAGAACUUGCAAAAUGAUCUUUGGAGGCUCUACCAGUUGGACAAAUCGUUGACAAACGGCGGGCAUCCCUAUCAUAAAUUCUCGACGGGGAACCUCGAGACCCUCGGCACAACACCCAAAGAACUUGGGUUGGACAUCAGGGAUGAGUUGCUCAAGUUCUACAACAAAUCGUACUCGGCCAACCUCAUGAAAUUGUGUAUACUCGGUAGGGAAGACCUCGAUACGAUGACCAAGUGGGUCGAGGAGCUGUUCCAAGAUGUGAAGACACUGGACCGUGCCCUGCCUGAGUACAAUACCCGCAUCCUGGAUGCAGACCACCUUCAAGAGAUCAUCAAGGUCCACCCAGUCAAGGAGUUGAAAAAAGUGGAGGUGUCCUUCGUUGUCCCAGAUGUCGAUGAGCACUGGGAAUCCAAACCACCACAUAUUCUAUCGCAUUUGAUUGGACACGAGGGGACAGGCUCGCUUUUGGCGUACUUGAAGACAAAGGGCUGGGCGAACGAGUUGUCCGCUGGAGGCCACACAGUGUCCAAAGGGAACGCGUUCUUCUCAGUCGAUAUUGAUCUCACCGACGAUGGACUUGCACACUACGAGGAGGUCGUCCACAACGUGUUCCAAUACAUCAAAAUGCUACAAAACUGUCUACCGCAGAACUGGGUGUUCCACGAAUUGCAAGAGAUCGCACAGGCUAACUUCAAGUUUGAGCAAAAGGGUAGCCCCUCGAACACAGUCUCGACUUUAGCCAAGGCGCUAGAGAAAGAGUACAUCCCAGUGAACAGAAUCCUCAGCAACGGACUCUUGACGAAGUACGAGCCUGAACUCGUCGCCCAAUACUGCCGAGACUUGAAACCAGAGAACUCACGUAUCACUCUCAUUGGUAAAGAUCUGAAAACUUCAAAGAGAGAGAAAUGGUACGGGACAGAGUACGAGGUGGAAAAAUACUCCCCAGAUCUGUUAGCCAAGAUCAGUACUCCGCUCUUGAAUUCGCAUUUGCAUCUACCACACCCAAAUGAGUUCAUCGCGAAUAACUUCAAAGUGGACAAACCAGAGGGUAGUUCCGCUGAUGAGAUUGUGCCUCUAGAGGAACCACUGUUGAUCAGUGAAAACGAAACCGGUAAAGUGUGGUUCAAAAAGGAUGACAGGUUCUGGCAGCCAAGGGGAUACAUCUACUUGACUUUCAAACUACCACAUACGCACGCAAGUGCUUUGAAUAGCAUGUUAUCGACACUGUAUGUGCAAUUGAUCAAUGACUCUUUGAAAGAUCUGCAAUACAAUGCCAACUGUGCGAACCUGCGCGCCUCCUUUGUUAAGACUAACCAAGGUUUAGAUCUCACGCUCUACGGGUUCAAUGACAAACUGAUUAUCUUGCUGACACGGCUCUUGGAGGGAAUCAAAUCUUUCAAGUUGGAGCAGCCACAGUUCAAGAUCUUCAAGGAUAAGUCUGUCCAGCAUUUGAAGAAUCUGAUGUACGAGGUUCCAUACUCGCAGAUCUCCACAGUUUACAACUACUUGAUUAAUGAGCGGUCCUGGUCCGUUGAAGAAAAACUGGACGUGAUGGAAAAAAUCACCUACGAAGAGUUGAUCAACUUCAUCCCAACCAUCUUCGAGGAGUUGUAUUUUGAAGCGUUGAUCCACGGUAACCUUAAGUACGAGGAAGCGAUGGAAAUUGCAUCCUUGGUUAAGAUAUUGCAACCAAGCGAUGUGACAAGAUUGCAAACAAAAAAUAGCAGGAUGAGAUCCUAUUUGAUUCCACGUGGUGAAACGUACAGGUAUGAGACCAAACUGAAGGAUGCCAAAAACGUGAACUCUUGUAUCCAAUAUGUCACACAGUUGGACGUGUACGAUGAAAAAUUGUCCGCGAAGAGCGGACUAUUUGCUCAAAUGAUCCAUGAACCCUGUUUCGAUACUUUGAGAACGAAAGAGCAACUGGGGUACGUUGUCUUCAGUUCCUCUUUGAACAACCACGGUACUGCGAACAUGAGAAUUCUGAUACAGUCGGAACACACUACCCCAUACUUGGAGUUCAGAAUCGAUACUUUCUACCAGAAAUUCGGUGAACUUUUGAAUGCGAUGUCCGAGGAGGACUUUUCCAAGCAUAAGAACGCUCUGUGUAAGAGCUUGUUGCAAAAAUACAAGAACAUGCAGGAGGAGAGUACUAGGUAUACUGCCGCGGUCUACCUGGGGGAUUACAAUUUCACGCAUCAUCAAAAGAAGGCAGCCCUUGUUGAAAAGUUGACAAAGGAGGAAAUGCUUGAAUUCUACAAGUCCUUCAUAGUUGGCGACAAGGCGACAAAACUGGUGAUCCAUUUGCAGUCGCAAGUCACGGAUAACAAAUCGCUGGACGAGUCGAAACUAGAUACAGAGGUGUACCCCACUGGUCAACUGAUCACGGACGUUGGGGAGUUCAAAUCGAAGUUAUACGUCGCUCCAGUCCGUCAACCACUAAAGGAAUUCGCAGUCUACGAGCCAUAG
This is a messenger RNA of Huiozyma naganishii CBS 8797, 2991 nucleotides long. It is a transcript of the gene STE23, whose product is annotated as metalloendopeptidase. Gene Ontology annotation, molecular function: metal ion binding; metalloendopeptidase activity. The transcript has a single exon. NCBI's taxonomy places the organism in Eukaryota, Fungi, Ascomycota, Saccharomycetes, Saccharomycetales, Saccharomycetaceae. Bases 1 to 2991 code for a protein of 996 amino acids. Gene Ontology annotation, cellular component: mitochondrion; cytosol. The record is from RefSeq and is a predicted model, not a curated record. Gene Ontology annotation, biological process: peptide catabolic process.